AAGAUUCAACCGGAUACGGAACUUGCCAAUGCAUCCAUCCUACUUUUCUAUCUUCACCAACAGCCUCCGGGAGCUGGAUUUGUCUGACAAUCACAUCGAGAUAGUCGGUAUCAGUUCUCUGGCAGUCCUUUCCAAUUUAACUACGCUCAAGCUGGACCGCAACCACAUUAGUGUGCUGGCUCCAAACCUUCUCUUCAGUUGGCCCCGCCUCACCUAUUUCUCUGCAACAAUGAACCAAAUUGAGGCGCUUCCGAUCAGCUUUCUGCAGCCACUUUUCUUUUAUGAUGCUGACUGGUCGUUGACUGGUAACAGGAUAGAGUGUGACGCUUCGCUGUGCACCGUGCAGGGCUCGGCAGUGGACACGUCCACCGGUGGUCUUCGUAACGCCACCAUGUGCCACAACAUCCCCGGCACGUCUCUACUGCAGUAUAUACAAAACCUGUCUGGCCUGACACCCCCCACACCACCGACGUGUUCAUCCUGCAGUUCCCCUAGGACGCACUGCCAGACAACACGGUGUUCAGCGGUGUGCAUUCCCCCGUCACUAGCUCAAGACAACUGCUCGUACACCUCUGAUGGAGCGGUGCGCACGGCUGGCUACGGCAAUGCCGUCGUGACGUCGUGUUCGGUGUCCGUCAACGGGACGAUGCGCGAUGGUCACGUGGCCAGCGUCUGCGGCUUUGGAGGCAUGCUGCACAACCAGACGGGCUGCAUGCCUAAUGUGAUCAACGCCAUACACACGGCGGAAGUAUUCCCGCCGCACGACCCCUGCCGACAUGCGCAGGCCGUAUGCCCCGGGAACAGCAGAUGCCAGGGCGUUUUCAGCAGCCCCGGCACCAGCACGAGUGCCAGCCCGUCCACCAGUAGUUCCGACCCCACCACCCGUCCCGCAAGCAGCGGUGGAAGCAGCAGCAAAGGUGGGGAGUCUUCAUCCGUGUCGGACACCGAUCAGGGGCAACAUGGCCAAGCCAGCGGUGGAUUAGGUGGCGUCGUGGGAGCCAGCGGCGCUACUGGCAGAAGUGUACGAAGCAUUGGUGCGGGCAGUGCUGCCAGAAGCAGCAGCAGUGCUCAAUCAUCCAGCAGCAGCAGCAGUAAUAGCAGCAGUAACAGCUCGUUUUCAACUUAUUCGUAUAUCUGCGUUUGUCUUGGUGGCAUAGUAGCUGAUAGGGUACAUGGCUGCAACAGCAGCAGCAGCAGCAGCAACAGCAGCAGUCAAGAUAUAGCUGGCCCCUCAUCUAUUAGUCCCGUAAUACCGAAUCCCGAUGCCGGACAGCCAUCUUACAGUCAGCCAUGCAGUCCCUCUCAAGACAGCUGUCCACCCCAUAGACAGUGCGUCGUCGACCCAGCCUCGACGAGCGGAGUUAAAUGCGUUUGCGUCGCAGGCAUCGCACAUCAAGAUGAUCCGGAGUGUGGCCAGGACGCUAACAGUACUAACAGCAGCACCGCUGUUCCCGUGUCAGCCACACAGGCUGCACCCUUGCCACCAACACAGGCUGCACCUUUGCCGCCGGGCAGCAUAGGUGUCGCUCCCAUUGGCACGACGGCGGACGGCAUCGGUUUUCCGGUCGGCGGUGAUCCGUGCGCCACUAGCCCGUGUCCCGUUGAGUUGUGCUCGGCCGACACGACCUCCGUACUCGGGUACACGUGUGUCUGCGCUGACGGUAGUGCUUUCGACGUCAGUACUGGAUGCUCCACGGGAAAAGCGGUCGGUCCAGGCCCUGCAAUCCCAACCACCGGCAAGGAUCGUGACUCUCUAAUCUUGCCAUCAACCACAGCCCAGGCUAAUACGAGUCGUACUCCAACCGACCUUGGCGAUCAACCACACUCAUCUACCACUGCUACAGCGCCCAGUCGGAACGAAUCAUCUGAUUCCAGCGUGGGACAGUCGGUGGACGUGUGUGCAGCUGGUUUGCAUAACUGCACUGGGCCCAAAGAGAAUUGCAUCGCUCACAAUCUCAGCACGGCUAAUCGGAGCGAGGCUGCUGGUUUUCGGUGUGUGUGUCAAGGUGGGGCAACACCUCACCCCUUGAUCGGUUGCCAAGAAGAGCAAAGUAAAGCUUCUGGGAACAGUAGCAGCGUAGCGGGCAUUGUUAGUGGCAUUGCCGGUGCACUGCUAAUCAUAGGUGUAGUGCUGGGAGUGCGUCAGUUCCUCACAAGUCAGCGUACUAGAUGUGACUCACAAACGUCAUUAAACUCAGAGCCGAGAAUGAAGAGCCUGAGCAAAUCAAUCAGCCUUGGCCAGGUGAAGAAAGGUCGAGCGCCAACCGUCACCAAAGAGAUCUGCCCGAACACGGCCAGCCUGAUGAACAUGCCCGCGAAUGAGGACUACACCCAGCUCUACGCCGGCUCCCCGUGUGCCGGCCAGUUGCCGGUGACAUCAUCGUCGUCGUCGUCGAAGGACCCCAAUCGCCUGUCCUCCGGCGAUCCUGUCUACGUGACGACCGUCUCCCCGACGCCAAGCCUGCUAUCGCGGUUAGCGGCCAAGGUGAACGGUGUGAGCGGUGGUCAUGUGACCUACGGCGCCAUGUCAUCCGACAGUGUUGACAGCCAGUCCACCGUCACGGUCGGGGCACACCUGGCCAGGGACGGCGAACUGAACGAGGUGUUCGAGGACGCGUCCACCACCGAAAAGUGGCCACGACGGCCGCCCGGAGCCGAACACAAACACGAGCAGAACAGCGCUGGCACUGGCGCUGGUGGUGGUGGUGAUGACAGUCGCAAGACCGCCCUGCUGCAGAAGUUUGCCCUGCGCAUACCCGUGCGACGCAGCGUGUCGUCGAAGAGCUCCUCCGAGGACAGCGGCACGGGUAGCAGUGUCGGUGGCGGAGGCAAAGUCGCCGAUCACGCCAGAGUCUGCGACAUUUGUAAGCUGAACUCCGCUUGCUGCGAGUGCCGCACUGCCUCAACUAGCCGCAGCUAUCAGGAUGUCUCCCCGCUCUUCACCAAUCAGGACUCGCCCAGCAUGUGCGACCCGUCCAUCACCUGCCUGGAGGGGAGACUUAGCGUGGCCUGCAAUGCGCAAGGUGUGUCAAACGCGUCACCCAACUGCAAUCGCCGCAAGAACGCCGAGUGGAAAGUGCCCAUUUCGGAGAUGGACCUGGCGCUGGACUCGGACUGCAGCGACGACCAAUCCAGCGGCAUACACAGUGCGGGAAGUGGUGGUGGUCAUGGCUUGGACGCCAGGAACAGCAUGACACGCUCGUCGCAGGUUACCAUGGUGAGCGAAUCAGUCACGUCCCACGGCAACACGGCGUGGCUGUCUCCCAGCGAUCUGACUGAGGACUCGGGCGUCACCGGAGGUCACAACUUCGGCUCGCUUCUCCCCAGCCAUGGCGGUCACCGAUCAAGCGAGGUGGUCGACCCUGACAACGGCGAAGAGCGCACCACCACAGCGACGAUGACGACAAAGUCCAUCGUCAAGCGCAUUUCCCGGAGUUUCCGCCGCCACGGCCGCGUCUCCACCGAUUCGGACGCGCCGUCGAUGGGAAAGAACGCGCUGAAACGGGAGUCAAGCGGCACUGCCGACUUCACUAAUGUUCACAACUCGGCAAACCUCCCUGACAGCUGCCCGCUAGAAAUUCCCGCCGGCGCCGACAUGGAGGCGUUCCAGCAGAUGCUCCUUGCCGAGAAACUACAGGGCGACGGCGCAAUGUACGAUGACAUUGACUCGUGCACGGCUGCUGCUGGCCUGGCGGAGAAGAAAGUGCCACCACCGCUACCUCCUCCGUCGUGCCCGUCCAAUAGUCUCGACCCCGUGCACUUCUUGUCGGCGAGCGCCCCUGCGUCGGACACGUACGAACUGGCCGUUCAAGCGGAGCAAACUUAUCAGGUGUACGCGCCAUGCGAUCCUGAAAUCCGGGAACCCCCCACCACGCGGGUGUCCAUCUGCGAGGAUGCGUACGCCGAGCUGGUGACCGACUCUCCGCCGUAUCCGUACCAAAAUAACCAACUGGCCGGCGAUGAUGUGGGCUACGACGACCUACGGACACAUACGUUCCACGCCAGUGCCGACAGCCGCGGCGCCUAUGCCAACCCAGACUCUCCUAGCAUGCCAGCCAACGCUGCUGUAGAGAACGGCUAUACCAAACUGGGGGCUGAUAAUCCGCACUCCGAUAGCGGUGUGUAUGACAAGCUGAGUGCUGACCGUGUGCCCACGACCACCGCUGGCCUUAGCGAUGGCAAGCUGUGAACGGAGUUCCGCGGUCACAGAAGUUCUCAGGAAGAUUCUGACUUUGCACCGCGCACACACGUUACUACCUGGUGCGAUGAUUUGUGAAUACUGGAAGAAUUCCGACGCAAGUAAUCUUCUGGCAUGAUAGGUGCAAAGGAAUGGACUCCACUGGACUUGUGGCUGGUGUUCGCAAGUGCAAUUACAAUUUACAAACACUCUCGGAGGGACGCGGUUGUACUCCCUGAGUCUUGCCGCAACUUAUGCAUCAGACCCUCUCCAGUUUUCACUGAUGCCCCUCUGCCACCUUCCUGGGAAUCGUGCACAUUCUAGAUUCCGCCAUUGCUCCCGUGUUACCCUGCGCAUGCGGGCUGAGGCAUUUGAAACCUGGCCUCUCCUUGUAGUUUUAAUGAUUCGGGCAGCUCAAGCUUGUUUUUAAUUUCUAUUCCUCACUUCAGCUUCCAGCAAGCACAGCGCUUACUUCUGAAAACUGUGGUCACCCUUGGCCGCCCGCACUUGCUUAUUUCCAACGGCUCCACCAUGCUUAUUUCUUGUACUAACCGUUAUACCCCAGUCAUUCACAGAAUGGCAUUACCUCAUAAUGAUCUUACCUAAUAAUGGCAUUACCUCAUAAUGAUCUUACCUAAUAAUGGCAUUACCUCAUAAUGAUCUUACCUAAUAAUGGCAUUACCUCAUAAUGGUCUUGCCUGAUGCUGGCACUACGUCAUAACAAGUGACAACACCAUCGUCUCACGGAUCCUGCUUCACACGUCUCUCACUCCCGUCCGCCGAAUUCCAGCUCUGCACCGUGCUAUUUCUACUAAUAAUAAUUUAUGCAAUGCAGCCUCCGCGCUAGCCAUUCACAAUGUGCCCAGCUUUCCAGCAAUGUUGCCUCCAUUUCUGGGUAAAUAUUUAUACCCCUUUCUGGGUAAAUUUUUAUACCCCUUUCUCGGUAAAUUUUUAUACCCCUUUCUGGGUAAAUUUGUAUACCCCUUUCUGGGCGAUUUUUUUACUUGAGCUGCUUCUAUAAGUACCCCCUUCCCCACCCUGCCUAAGAUUUUUACCCCAAGGUGAGACCUCUUGCAGCAGCAUGUACCGGUGGUACCCCUACUUUCUACCCCAGUAGGUAUAGUCUAAUAAUAGUACUACCCAUAUCGGUACAGUGUGCGGCCUUUUAUCAUCAUCCUAACUAUUAUUUUUCUAUUGUGUGCACUUGUGUGUAUGUGACAUUGUCAGCGGUGGUAAA
Messenger RNA from Sycon ciliatum, 5414 nucleotides. Its product is annotated as mucin-19-like. The coding region runs from base 29 to 4189 and encodes 1386 amino acids. The record is from RefSeq and is a predicted model, not a curated record. The transcript is spliced from 13 exons. NCBI's taxonomy places the organism in Eukaryota, Metazoa, Porifera, Calcarea, Leucosolenida, Sycettidae. Gene Ontology annotation, molecular function: protein binding.